GACAACAUUUGUUCCACAUGUGACUGUGAAAACCGUGAUAAGCAUAACACCGGGGGAGGGAGUAAGUGUGACAUAAGUACCAAUAUCCAACAUCAAGCUUGUGUGUAUGAGUGGAACUGUAGACCGGAAUGGAAGGCGCAACGAUAAACUUCGAGUAAUCCAAAACUCGCAGGGAGUCUCGAGCUUGCUCUUCUUCAUCUUCCUCCCACACAUCAACAUCCACUUCUCCCAUCAGCAACUAUGACCGCACCCAUUAGUUCCGGCGCCACCAUCAAGGAUGGUCAGCUUGUCCAGAACGCCGAAUACUACUCCGCAGAUAUGAUCGUCUCAAUCACCCGUCAUAGACGCGCAGCCGAUGAUGCUACUUACACCUACCAAUUCCCAUUGUUCGCAUGGAAGCAAGCUCGUGGAGAUACGAUCUACAACAGUCUCGUGACAGCAGUGCAGAACCGCCUUGGGCUUUCCCUUGAUAAGGAGGAUUCAUCGAUCGUCUGGCGCAUGAAUGAAUCCGGACAGAUUGCUUUCGUCCGCUCGCCUAGCUCGUUGCACGCUGCCAUCCUCGACCACAAGAAUGCUGGCAAGAAGACCGUCCAACUCUUCAUCGUCAAGAACGACAGUGAGUUGAUGAAGAACAAUUUCAAAUCUCCUAGAAACUAACAAUCUCCCCAGACGUCACCUGUGUUCCCGGACUGGAUAUCGCCAAAUGAGUGCUGACAACGACACCUAAGUCUCGGUCACACAUGAUCGUCAUGUAUGUGACGGCUGCGCUAAGAUGGGAGGAGACGAGGGAAAAAGAAAGACGGGAUGGUCCUGGAAUGGAGGGGUGCAAGCAAACAGGUCUACUAUGGGCCAGCAUUGCGAUUGAUCAAUCAGCGCCCAGCUCUUUCUGUGUGCAUGCCACCAGCGAUGAUACAUAGGAGAUGGCAUACUCAUCUUCGGUUCAUGCGCUCUCUUCAGCGGCUACGUUCACAAAAACACCCAUCAAGAUACACGAACUUUGGGAAAAGAGAGGGCUUCCAAAGAGAGCAAAGAAAGGCAAACAUACCAAGCUACCUACUCUAGGUCACUGAGAUACUGAUAAUUUUGAUGUCUUCCAUCGGCUUCUCCUUCCAGACUUUGGCGUUCUCGAUUCUGUGAACAACAUCCAUGCCCU
This is a messenger RNA of Aureobasidium pullulans EXF-150, 1153 nucleotides long. RefSeq lists its product as uncharacterized. Lineage: Eukaryota; Fungi; Ascomycota; Dothideomycetes; Dothideales; Saccotheciaceae. The transcript has a single exon. The record is from RefSeq and is a predicted model, not a curated record. The coding region runs from base 241 to 657 and encodes 138 amino acids.